This is a messenger RNA of Musca domestica (house fly), 1503 nucleotides long. RefSeq names its product odorant receptor 63a-like. Gene Ontology annotation, biological process: detection of chemical stimulus involved in sensory perception of smell; sensory perception of smell. Gene Ontology annotation, molecular function: olfactory receptor activity; odorant binding. The transcript has 10 exons. Gene Ontology annotation, cellular component: plasma membrane. Lineage: Eukaryota; Metazoa; Arthropoda; Insecta; Diptera; Muscidae. Bases 129 to 1376 code for a protein of 415 amino acids. The record is from RefSeq and is a predicted model, not a curated record.
UGUUUAAAUUCAGUUAGCGAAACUUGCUGCUAUUUUCGAAAAACUCAGAAAAGUCAUUUUCAUUGAACAUUCUAAAUCCUAAGAGUUUGUUUGUUUAGACUUGACAAUAUUGAAAAUCUCCAACAAUUAUGGAUACAAUACUAAUCGAUAUAAGUGAUAAGGGUGGUCGAAUUCUCAAUCCUUUAAAAUGGAUCGGCAUGUUUUCCGGCUGUAAUAUUAAAUAUAAAAGCAAAUUUUUACAUCCAUUGAAAAUUUUAAAUUUAUUUCUAUUUGUCACCUCGAUUUUGGCUUGCUACGGUCAAUUGUAUUAUGUUUGGGAACGUCGCCAUUACACGUUUGAAAUAUAUAUUGAAGCAAUUUUAAUUUUCUUUCAAAGUCUCAUAUCAAUUUGGAAAUUGUGGAUGUUUACAUUUUCUCAAGAUUGCUUAUUUGAUAUGAUGAAAUCCGUCGAGAACUCAGAAAUGUUACAAAAUUUGGAAAUCUUUCAAUUAGAAUUGAUUGACAGCGCAAAUAUUAUUAACGACAUAACUCAAAUACUUAACGAAUCCUGGAUUGAUAUCAAGAGACAGUUGUUGCUACUCCGCUUCACGGUGUUUGGCAUUUGCAGUUGGUAUACCGGCCACAGUCUAGUGUCAAAUAUUUACUACUUGUACAUAAGCGAUGAGAAUGACAAAGAAAAACUGGAGUUUCCAUUUCCCGCUUCUUUUCCCGUUUGGUAUUCCAACGUAAAUUCUUUGUGGCAUUUCUAUUUGGAAUAUUUUGUUGUGACAAUGCAAAUAUAUUUGGCCACAGUUGCAUCGAUUACAUGUUCAGGUCUCUUCAGUGUGAUUUCGGUACAUUGUUUGACAAUGUUGAGGGUUUUGCGAACUUUGAUUACUUACAGUACUUCGGAACAUGUGCCAUCUCAACAUAGAACCAAAUACUUGGAAGCCUGCGUACGAUUGCAUCAGAACUUAUUGAGUUUCUGCAGUCGAUUAAACAGAGUGUAUCAAAAGCCAUCUCUGGGACUAUUUAUUUCUUGCUGUCUAUUAAUUUGCUUGUUAACCUUUAAAGCCAGUGUCGAUUUGGGUAAGGACAUUUCGGGUUCUAUUAAAGUUUGUCUCUAUCUCUUGGCAGCCUUUUAUGAAUUGCUAAUAUUUUGCCUGAAUGGCCAGCGUAUUACUUCAGAGAGUGAACGUUUGCCCCAAGCAAUUUACAGCAGUUUGUGGUUCGAUGAAAAUCGAAAUUUUAAAUUCAUGAUACAGAUCAUGAUUAUGAGAACUAAUCAAAAUAUAAGAAUGGAUGUUGGUGGCUUUAGCCGAAUGUCCUUGGAAACACUUUUAACGAUAACCCGUUCCAGUGUAUCGUAUUUCCUAUUUCUGCGAAAUUGCAUGUAAAACAAAAUAUAAUUUAGAAAGGAUUCUACUCUAUCCACGUACUUUUUAAAAAUCGAUUAAUUGUUUAAUAAACUGUACUUAUGCACUGUUAAUUAGAAAAUUGAAUAAAGAUUCAUAAAGAAACUAA